Molecule: messenger RNA, 4846 nt
Organism: Periophthalmus magnuspinnatus
Lineage: Eukaryota; Metazoa; Chordata; Actinopteri; Gobiiformes; Gobiidae
Gene: atp7a
Product: ATPase copper transporting alpha
Exons: 23
Coding region: 159-4685 (1508 amino acids)
Biological process (GO): monoatomic cation transport; copper ion homeostasis
Cellular component (GO): membrane
Molecular function (GO): ATP hydrolysis activity; P-type divalent copper transporter activity; ATP binding
Source: RefSeq, a predicted model, not a curated record
CAGCGUGAAAAAAGACGAGUGUUGUUGAUAAUGGAGCCGAUAUCGUUCCCCGCUCCAGAGUCUGACCGCGGGAUCCACAGAGUCCAGCCCCAGAGUCUGUGAUGCAGCGGCUGAAGUGGAAUGUGACCUGGGAGAAGCUUUUCUGGUGCUGAGUAACGAUGACACAGAAAAUGAGCAUUGCCUCUGUCUGUGUCGGGGUCGAGGGCAUGACCUGCGGCUCCUGUGUCCAGUCUCUGGAGCAGCGGCUCGGAUCCUUCCCAGGAGUUAUCCACAUUAAGGUGUCUUUGGAGUUAAAAAACGCCGUCAUCGUCUUUGACCAAAGUAAACAAAGCCCUGUCUCUCUUUCCUUUGCGAUCGAAGACAUGGGCUUUGAGUCGAGCCUCGCAGACUCCGGUAACUCCUCACCCGUGCCCACAGACACUCAGCUUAUCCCUGCACCGGGGCUGUCUCCUGCCGCCCAACAGGAGGCGCUGGACCGACUCUCACACAUUCAGGGCGUGCUGGAGGUCACGCACAGCCCCGCACAGAUGGGGUUCACCGUCACCUUUGUCGCCGGCCUGACGUCUACGCAGCAGCUCGGUGAAGUAGUCUCCAGGGUAGCGGCUACAGUGUCUCCCAAAGACCGCGGCAGCCCCGGCUCAUCCCUGCCCCGCAGCGCCGGGGCCGAGGCAACGCUCCUCAAACUGUGCAUAGAAGGAAUGACCUGCCACUCCUGCACCACCACCAUCGAAGGGAAGAUCGGGAAACUGAAGGGAGUUCAAAAAGUUAAAGUUGCUUUAGAUGCUAAAGAAGCUACCAUUGUUUACCUGCCGUACCUCAUCACGAUCCAAACCAUCCUGGAGCAGAUUUCUCGCGCUGGAUUUAAGGCCCAGGUGAAGUCCAAGCCCCGCCCACUGCAGCUGCCGACUGAAAUCGAGAGUUUUAUCGAUUGUCAAAAAUCUGCCGUGUCUUCUCCGUCAGAAAACACAGAAGAGACCGAGAUCUUCAUCGAUACGACGCUCGUCACGCUCAGGGUCAAGGGGAUGCACUGCCGCUCCUGUGUCGUCAAUAUCCAGGACAAUAUCUCCACGCUGCCCGGAGUCGCGUCUGUGGAAGUGUCACUACAGAACGAAAAGGCGUCGAUCGUCCACGACCCUCUGCAGAUCUCAGUGUCUCAAAUACAGCGGGCGAUUGAAGCGCUCCCACCCGGGAACUUUAGGACUCAGCUCUGGGACUCUGCUGGUGCUCUCGGCUCUCCUCCUCCUCCGUCUGCACCAGCGCCGCCCGGUUUAGGAGGAAACGCCAAAUACGCCGUUCCUCAGCCGUGUUUGAGCCAACCUCUGUCGUCUGUCGCAAAUAUUCAUAUUGAAGGCAUGACCUGUAACUCCUGCGUCCAGUCCAUCGAAGGCGUGAUCGGUCAAAGGAAAGGCGUGGCUUCGGCCGAGGUGUCGCUGUCGGAGCAUCAGGGCGUUUUUGAGUACGACCCCCUGGUGACGACGCCGGAGGAGCUCAGAGCCGCCAUCGAAGACAUGGGGUUCGACGCCUUUUUACCCGAAACAAACUCGCUGCUGCCUGAAUCUACUGUGAAUGUGUCAAAGUCCCCGAGCCCGGCGCUUUUUAAAGAAGUCAACGAGAUACUCAAAGAAAACACUUUAGGAAAUAACAAAGACGCUUACUCCAAAUGUUACAUCCAAAUCGGAGGCAUGACCUGUGCGUCGUGUGUGGCGAACAUCGAACGAAACCUCAAGAACGAGCCUGGGAUUUAUUCGGUGCUCGUGGCUCUUAUGGCGAGUAAAGCAGAGGUUCGCUAUAACGCUGACCUCACUGACCCCAUGAAGAUCGCAGAGUGUAUAAAGGAGCUGGGGUUCACCUCGUCGGUCAUGGAGAACUACGAAGGGUCAGAUGGAAACGUGGAGUUUGUGAUCCGGGGGAUGACUUGUGCCUCUUGCGUUCACAAAAUUGAAUCCAGCCUCAUGAAGGUGAAGGGGAUCAUCUACGCCUCCGUCGCCUUGGCAACCAACAAAGCGCACAUUAAAUACGACGCUGAAAUCAUGGGUCCACGGGACAUCAUCAAACACAUAGAGAAUCUUGGAUUUGAAGCGUCUUUGGUUAAAAAGGAUCGGACAGCCAGUCAUUUAGACCACAGCAAGGAGAUAAAACAGUGGAGGAAGUCGUUCCUCAUCAGCCUGUUCUUCUGCGUGCCUGUCAUGGGCAUGAUGACUUAUAUGAUUAUCAUGGACCACCAAAUGAACGUUUCUCACCAUCACAACUUCACCAACGAAGACCGCAACCGCUACCACUCCACCAUGUUUCUGGAGAGGCAGCUCAUUCCAGGGCUCUCCAUCAUGAACCUGCUCUCCUUCCUCUUCUGUGUGCCCGUCCAGUUUAUCGGGGGCCGCUAUUUCUACAUCCAGGCCUAUAAAGCCGUCAAACAUAAGUCUGCAAACAUGGACGUUCUCAUAGUCCUGGCCACCACCAUCGCCUUCACCUACUCCCUCAUCGUUUUAAUAGUUGCCAUUGUGGAAAAAGCCAGAAUCAACCCAAUCACUUUCUUUGAUACUCCGCCGAUGCUCUUUGUCUUCAUCUCUCUGGGACGAUGGCUGGAGCAAAUCGCAAAGAGCAAGACGUCUGAAGCUUUGUCCAAAUUAAUGUCGUUACAAGCCACAGAGGCCACAGUGGUCACUCUCGGCAGUGACAUGUCCAUUCUCAGUGAAGAGCAGGUGGAUGUGGAGCUGGUGCAGAGGGGAGAUGUGGUUAAAGUUGUGCCUGGAGGAAAAUUUCCAGUGGACGGCAGAGUUCUUGAAGGUCACUCCAUGGCUGAUGAAUCGCUCAUUACAGGGGAAGCGAUGCCAGUAACUAAGAAGCCCGGGAGCACAGUGAUCGCAGGCUCCAUUAACCAGAAUGGCUCUCUGCUCGUGAGUGCUACUCAUGUUGGCAUGGACACAACUCUGUCUCAGAUCGUCAAACUGGUGGAGGAGGCACAGACCUCGAAGGCUCCGAUUCAGCAGUACGCCGAUAAGAUCAGUGGGUACUUUGUGCCGUUUAUCGUGGGUAUAUCAGCUCUUACUCUGGUGGCAUGGAUCAUUGUUGGGUUUUUGAACUUCUCUCUGGUAGAAAAAUACUUUCCUGCUUAUGACAAGAGCAUUUCCAUGACUGAAGCGGUCGUUCGCUUCGCCUUCCAGGCCUCCAUAACAGUGUUAUGCAUCGCCUGUCCCUGUUCUCUUGGCUUGGCGACUCCAACAGCUGUUAUGGUGGGAACAGGAGUCGGAGCUCAGAAUGGCAUCCUCAUAAAGGGAGGAGAGCCGCUUGAGAUGGCACAUAAGGUUCAGUCAGUGGUGUUUGAUAAAACAGGGACCAUAACAUACGGCGCUCCCAAAGUGAUUCAGAUGAAGAUGGUCGUUGAAGGAAACCGGAUGCCCAGGUCUCGCCUCGUGGCCAUUGUGGGAACAGCAGAGAACAACAGUGAACACCCUCUGGGCGCCGCCAUCACCAAAUACUGCAAACAGGAGCUCGACACAGAGGCUCUUGGGACUUGCACUGACUUUCAGGCCGUGCCGGGUUGUGGUAUUCGAUGUCAGGUGAGUAACACGGAGACGCUGCUGAAGCAGGCGGACAGCGACGGUGAAGACAACAACCAACGCAACAGUGUCCUGGUCCAGAUCAGCGACGCCAGGACCUCGGGCAGCUCCCACCCGCUCAUCAUGGACCCCCAGCCCCUCAGUCCGAUUCAGACAUCCACAUACGUCGUUUUGAUUGGAAACCGGGAGUGGAUGAGGAGGAACUGUCUGCAGGUCAGUCCUGAAGUGGACAACGCGAUGACCGAGCACGAGCGCAGAGGACGCACGGCUGUGCUGGUCGCUGUGGACAAUCUUUUGUGUGCGAUGAUCGCCAUCGCUGACACAGUGAAGCCAGAGGCGGAGCUGGCAGUUCACACUUUGACCAACAUGGGGCUCGAGGUCAUUCUUAUGACCGGAGACAACAGCAAGACGGCCCGAGCCAUAGCCGCGCAGGUGGGCAUCAGGAAGGUCUUUGCUGAAGUUCUUCCAUCUCACAAAGUGGCCAAAGUGGAGCAGCUGCAGCGGGCGGGGAAGAGGGUGGCCAUGGUGGGAGACGGCGUCAAUGAUUCUCCAGCUUUGGCCAUGGCUGAUGUGGGCAUCGCCAUAGGAACGGGCACAGAUGUGGCCAUAGAGGCGGCAGAUGUGGUGUUGAUACGAAACGACCUGUUGGAUGUUGUCGGCAGCAUCGAUCUGUCUAAAAAGACUGUCAAGAGAAUAAGAAUUAACUUUGUUUUUGCACUCAUCUACAACUUGGUCGGGAUCCCGAUCGCUGCAGGUGUGUUUCUUCCCAUUGGUCUGGUGCUGCAGCCGUGGAUGGGCUCUGCUGCCAUGGCGUUGUCGUCUGUCUCAGUUGUUUUGUCGUCUCUUUUACUCAAAUGUUAUAACAAGCCCAGCGCCGAGAAGUUGGAGGCUCGAUUUGGGAAGAGCCGUCGUCAGGGCAGUCUGUCCGACGUCAGCGUUCACAUCGGCAUCGGCGAACUACGACGAUCCUCCCCAAAGCUCAGCCUGCUGGAUCGUAUCGUGAACUACAGCCGCGCCUCCAUCAACUCACUGCGCUCGGACAAACACUCCCUCAACAGCCUCGCCCUGGAGCCCGACAAACACUCACUGCUGGUGGGAGACGCGACGGAGGAGGAUCUGAGAGUCUGAGCACGAGGAACCACCACCAGCCUUAGGCCACACUGUCACUGCGACGGGCCCCUGGGAGCGACAGGGGCCCUGGGAGCGACAGGGGCCCUGUGAGCGUCAGGACCCCUGUGAGCGACAGGGGCCCUGUGAGCGAUAGGCCCCUGUGAGCGUCAGGGCCCCUG